Knipowitschia caucasica is the source of this 2058-nucleotide messenger RNA. NCBI's taxonomy places the organism in Eukaryota, Metazoa, Chordata, Actinopteri, Gobiiformes, Gobiidae. The record is from the annotation of a GenBank genome assembly.
AUGGACAGGCCAAUAAGCAAGUUAUUGGAGAAAUUGAAGCUAACAGACUCUGGCAGUGUGAAAUUCAACAGUUCAAAGAAGAAGCAUGACUCAAGCAGCAACUCAAACAACAGUAACGCCAACACUGUGUCCACGGGCAUCUCCCUGCCCUCAGCUCCGAGCGCCUCACCCUCUAGACCAGGACAGUUUUCUUUGCCCCCUGGAAUGACCACUGACUCCUCUGUCCCUGUGGCCAGAGGACCCCCUCAGCUCAUGACUCCUUCACAGAGCACCACCACCUUGCCUCUGGACACCGAGCCAUCGCUGCACCCCUGUACCCUGGCACAAGUGAGGCGGCGCUCCCCACAGCAGCGGGCCUCUUGUUACCUGGGCGAAGGUGUUGAUUCUCACAUGAGACGGGAGUCUGGUUUAGGCCCAGAGUGUGACCCUUUAGGCUCAAAGGCAUCACUAAAUCAAAGACGCUACUCCCUGGAGCUUCAGCAGUUGGUCAUGAGGCAGCAAUACUUGUCCCAGCCUCCUCCUCUGUCUGUGCCCCCAGUGCACCCCUCCACCUCUGGAUACAGCUCAUCCCCCAGGAGCCUGGGAGAGAUGGGAUAUCUCCCUGAGCCUGAGCGGCACAAGCGCUUUUCGUUACAAGAGGCUCUUUUCUAUAAACGACUAAGCACUGGCAGUGACCUAUGGGAAAGCACAAGGCCGGCGUCCCUGUCUCAUCCGCCACAGCGGCUGUCUGAGGUGAGCGGCGGUGUUGGAGGGGGCUUUUUCUAUCCGUCAGGACAAGCACUCAGCCCCUACUCCUCUCUGAGCCUUCAGGAGUCUGUGCUGGUCAGCCCAAGAUCCAGUUUUGCAUCCAGCACAGCAAGUGGCGGUGGUGGGGGCAGCCCCAUGGGCAGCCGCUGCAGCAGUAACAGAACUAGUGGCAUCAGCCUCGGCUACGACUCGCGCUACUCUUCCUCUGGUGGGCCUGGCCCACAGCAGUCCCCUUCUGUACCCACCGGCUCUGUGUGUGGAUAUGGACCCCCAGGUCGACCUGGUAUGACGCCUGUUGAGGCCUGGAGUCAGUACCUAGAUGCAGGAGUUCCCCCCAGCAGUCAGGACAGUCGGCAUUCGUACCCUCCUGCUGUUGGCAGUCCAGCUGCUGUGUGUUACCAGACUGGUCCAGAGUGGUGGGAUGAGAUUCAGGGCAAAGAAGGGCUUAGGGAGAGGGAUCGCUUCUCUGACCAACCAGGGACAAGAUAUCAAGAGGAGCUAACUAGACUCUUGAUCCGAGAUGCUGUGUUGGAAAGAGAGGGGCCCUCAGGUUCACUGAAAAUGGAGCAAUGUCCUCCUGCUAUUUCCAAGCCAAGUGUAACACAGGCCUCCACUGCAGUUCCAGCCAAAGCCCCAGAGGAUCCAGGCUCCACGGGGGCUAGAGAGGGGACAGAGAAUCGACAAGAGUACUUUGGGACUUGUGUGAAGUGUGGGAAAGGAGUGUAUGGGGCCGACAACGCCUGCCAAGCUCUGGAAAGUCUGUACCACACUCGCUGCUUCACCUGCGUCUCCUGUGGACGAACCUUGAGAAACAAGGACUUCUACAAUGUCAACGGCUCUGUGUACUGUAAAGAGGAUUACAUGUUUUCGGGAUUCCAAGCGGCUGCAGAGAAGUGUAGUGUGUGUGGUCACCUUAUUCUUGAACAGAUCCUGCAGGCUCUUGGAAACUCAUACCAUCCUGGUUGUUUCCGCUGCGUGGUUUGCUCCAAGGCUCUGGACGGCGUUCCUUUCACCGUGGAUCAACACAGCAACAUCUACUGUGUGGCAGAUUACAACAAAACGUUCGCGCCAAAGUGUGCUGCCUGUUUACAACCCAUCUUACCGUCUGAGGGCAGUGAAGAGAUCCUCAGGGUUGUGUCCAUGAACAAGGACUAUCACUUUGAGUGCUACCACUGUGAGGAGUGUGGUAAGCAGCUCUCUGAUAAACCUGGCUCCCAGUGCUUCCCGCUGGACUCACAUCUGCUGUGCCACUCCUGCCACAUGAGCAGAGUCUGCGUCCCUCAGAACAUUCCUCCUCCCAACGCACACUGA